AGUAAACAACCUUCAAGAGUAAGAGAGAUCCACUGAAAUGGAGAAUGGAAUGGAUGCUCUCCACCACUCAGGAGUUCAGAUUGUCCAGUAUCUUCAGGUGAACUAUAAAACCUCCCAAGACUGGUUCGUAUUCAUCUCAUUUGCUGCCGAUCUCAGGAACACCUUCUUUAUCCUGUUCCCCAUCUGGUUCCAUCUGUGUGAGUCAGUGGGGAUCAAGCUCAUCUGGGUAGCUGUGAUCGGCGAUUGGCUCAACCUUGUCUUCAAAUGGAUCCUAUUUGGCCAGAGGCCGUACUGGUGGGUGCACGACACAGAUUAUUACAACAACAUGUCUGCUCCAGCCAUACAACAGUUUCCUGUCACCUGUGAGACAGGUCCAGGAAGUCCUUCAGGACAUGCAAUGGGAUCUGCAGGCAUUUACUAUGUGGUGGUAACUGCCCUGAUUACUCUUCUCCUAAAGAAAAAUAAAUCCUUCAGUUUCCAAAAGAGAUGUUUUCAAGCCCUUCUGUGGUCUGGUUUCUGGAUGAUUCAGGCUUGUGUUUGUUUGUCCCGAGUCUUCCUUGCUGCUCAUUUUCCACAUCAAGUUAUCUGUGGAGUAAUUGCAGGCAUGGUGGUGGCUGAAGUAUUUGAACACAUCCAAUCCAUUUACAAGGCCAAUCUGAAUAAGUAUAUAUACACUACUCUGUUCCUGUUUUGCUUCGCUCUGGGAUUUUACCUGGUGUUAAAAAUUGUUGGCGUGGACUUGCUGUGGACACUACAAAAGGCCAAGAGAUGGUGCUCCCAACCCGAGUGGAUCCACAUUGAUACAACUCCAUUCGCCGGACUCCUUAGGAACCUGGGUAUCUUCUUUGGCUUGGGGUUGGCCCUUAACUCGCAAAUGUACAAAGACAGCUGUCAGGGGAAACACAGCAGGCGCUUCAGCUAUCGCCUAGGCUGUAUUAUAGCCUCAUUGCUUGUCCUCCACCUUUUCGACAGCUUUAAACCACCCACCAAAGUGGAGAUGCUCUUUUACUCUUUGUCCUUUUGCAAAAGUGCAGCAGUUCCAUUGACAUGUGUAGCAAUAAUCCCGUACUGUAUAUCACAGAUUGUAAACAGGAAAGAGAAAGUUUUAUAAGACUAUGGCAUGACCUCUCUUUACUAAAUUUACUAAGUUUCUACAUUCUGCAGUGCUCUGCCUACAUGUACAUAUGGAGAGUACCAUCCAGGGUAGAGAGGCCAUUCCAUACUUGUAAAUAGGUCUUGCACUGAAGUCAAGUUUUUGCAACUUUAAAAGCAAGAACAUGUCAAGAGAUGCCUUCUACUAGGUAAUGAACUUGAAAAAUAGCUGCACCCCAGCAUUGGCUAUCUAUAAGGUUAUCUGAGGUCUUUUCUAAAUGCCAAUAAAGAAGUGUCUGAAGGGCAUGGGGUUACAUUUCUACAGGCCUAUGGUGAAGGGUCAUUUGGAGUAUUUAAAAGGUAGCAUGAAUAAUUAUAUCUUAUAGAAGGCAACAUUUCAUGCUACGGUUGGCUACAUUUCAUGCUUUCAGGUGCUAGAGUCUGUGAAUACUUGAUAUUACUCUACAAUGUGCAAAGUCUCCUAAACUCAUGGGAAGAUGACAGCUAACAGUGUUAUUUUUUGAUCAUUCCAGCCCUGUAGGAAGCAUGGGUGGGUUUUAUGUAUGGUACUAAGAAAUACCCCACCAUACAUCAUUAGUAUAGAAUGUACGGAGGUGGGUAACAAAGUCAAGUGUGGCAUGGUUUUUUUUUUUGGUUUAGGUUAUUGACCCAGAAAAACAUAUAUUUUUUUAUAUACCUCUCAGGGGUGAUUUGCAUUGUACUAGUUUUUUUAUUCUGUGUUCAAGUCACAAGUUUGUGAUACGAAAAUGUGAAAAGAGAUGUAAGCUAGAAUGUAUGGCUGUUUGUUUUGAAACAUUUUUAGAUCAAAAAAUUCUUUGAUCCAAAUUUCGAAUGACAUUUUAGUUGUUCUGUUGGUUUAUGCAAAUAAAUUUGUUUUUUUAAAAUAAA
This is a messenger RNA of Xenopus laevis (African clawed frog), 2001 nucleotides long. RefSeq names its product glucose-6-phosphatase, catalytic subunit 1, gene 3 L homeolog (gene g6pc1.3.L). The record is from RefSeq and is marked predicted. Gene Ontology annotation, biological process: chemical homeostasis; gluconeogenesis; glucose 6-phosphate metabolic process. Bases 38 to 1111 code for a protein of 357 amino acids. Lineage: Eukaryota; Metazoa; Chordata; Amphibia; Anura; Pipidae. Gene Ontology annotation, cellular component: endoplasmic reticulum membrane; membrane. The transcript is spliced from 5 exons. Gene Ontology annotation, molecular function: glucose-6-phosphatase activity.